Psylliodes chrysocephalus is the source of this 1981-nucleotide messenger RNA. The record is from the annotation of a GenBank genome assembly. NCBI's taxonomy places the organism in Eukaryota, Metazoa, Arthropoda, Insecta, Coleoptera, Chrysomelidae.
ACGGCUGUAAAUAGUGCGGUAGUGCGUUCCGUGCUUUCAGUUGUUAAAGUGUAAUGGCGUACUCUGCAACGACGAUCUUGUUGCUCUCGUUGCUAGCCGCCAGCGGUUUGGCCCAACAACAGGCGAGCGAAGAACCAGCCAAGAAGGAGGAGAGCUUCGAGACUGAAAUUUGCAAAGACAAAGAUGCAGGGGAGUGGUUCCGAUUGGUGAGCGGCGAGGGCGACAACUGUCGUGACGUUAUUCAAUGUACAUCGUCGGGUCUGCAAGCUAUCAGGUGCCCCGCAGGUCUGUACUUCGAUAUCGAAAAACAAACAUGCGACUGGAAAGAUUCAGUCAAAAAUUGCAAACUGAAGAACAAGGAAAGGAGAAUCAAACCCAUGUUGUUCACGGAGAAACCAGUGUGUAACGAAGGAGAACUUGCUUGCGGAGACGGACAGUGUAUAGAACGAGGUCUCUUCUGUAAUGGAGAAAAAGAUUGCCAGGAUGGAUCUGAUGAAACCACCUGUGAUAUCGACAGCGAUCCUAACAGCGCGCCAUCUUGCGACCCAGCCGUCUGCAUCUUGCCCGAUUGCUUCUGUUCCGAAGACGGUACGGCCAUUCCCAAUGACCUUCCGGCCAAAGACGUUCCCCAAAUGAUCACCAUCACCUUCGACGACGCCAUCAACAACAACAACAUCGGCUUGUACAAGAAUAUCUUCAACGGCGAGCGUAAAAAUCCGAACGGAUGUCAAAUCAAGGCUACGUUCUUCGUAUCUCACAAGUACACCAACUACUCCGCUGUUCAAGAAAUGCAUAGGAAAGGUCAUGAAAUCGCCGUCCACUCCAUAUCCCACAAUGACGACGAACAAUUCUGGUCGAAUGCCAGCGUAAACGAUUGGGUCAAAGAAAUGGGUGGCAUGAGGAUAAUAACAGAAAAAUACGCCAACAUCACCGAUAACAGUGUAGUAGGAGUACGCGCGCCGUACCUAAGAGUAGGAGGCAACAACCAGUUCACUAUGAUGGAAGAAGAAGCAUUCUUGUACGAUUCAACCAUCACAGCACCAUUGAACAACCCACCAUUAUGGCCUUACACAAUGUACUUCAGAAUGCCGCAUAAAUGUCACGGUAACAUUCAAGCUUGUCCAACGAGAUCCCACGCCGUUUGGGAAAUGGUACUUAACGAGCUAGAUAGGCGGGAGGAUCCUGAAAAUGAUGAGUAUCUACCUGGUUGUGCUAUGGUUGAUUCUUGUUCGAAUAUCUUAUCGGGAGACCAGUUUUACAACUUCUUGAACCACAAUUUCGAUAGGCAUUAUAACGAAAAUCGCGCACCUCUUGGUCUUUACUUCCACGCAGCUUGGUUAAAGAAUAACCCAGAAUACUUAGAUGCCUUCCUAUACUGGAUAGAUGAAAUCCUAGCUAAUCACAAUGACGUAUAUUUCGUGACAAUGACGCAAGUUAUCCAGUGGAUCCAGAACCCAAGAACUGUCUCAGAAGCCAAGAACUUCGAACCAUGGAGGGAAAAGUGUGUCGUCGAAGGUAUCCCAGCCUGUUGGGUACCUCAUACCUGCAAGCUCACUUCCCCAGAAGUUCCUGGUGAAACUAUCAACCUUCAAACUUGCGUGAGGUGUCCCAAUAACUACCCAUGGUUAAAUGACCCCACAGGUGAUGGUAACUUCUAAGUCAGUUCUAGUUGAAUUUAUAAUAGGAUAGGUCUUAAAGCAGCGGGGCCUCUAGAUGGAAGGGGCACUCUAGUGAUCAAAUGUUAACAAUUAUUUUUUCGUAUUUAUUUGACUGUAUGCGUGAAUUUUUUGUUGUUGUAAUGGAAACUACGAAAUGAAAUAGACUGUUAAAGAAUUUUUGCAUAAGUGACUCUCACUGUUUUAUGUAAUAUACACUCCUACUAGGUAUUUUGUAAAAAAAAUUGUAUUUUUGUAUGUUUUGUAGAAAGAAAUAAAAUUAUUUCAAAAGUUGGUUAUAUUUAUUUUAUUAAAAUCAUUUACAG